Yamadazyma tenuis ATCC 10573 is the source of this 3600-nucleotide messenger RNA. It is a transcript of the gene CRP1, whose product is annotated as Crp1p. Gene Ontology annotation, molecular function: P-type divalent copper transporter activity; ATP hydrolysis activity; copper ion binding. Gene Ontology annotation, biological process: copper ion homeostasis; monoatomic cation transport. Gene Ontology annotation, cellular component: membrane. The record is from RefSeq and is a predicted model, not a curated record. NCBI's taxonomy places the organism in Eukaryota, Fungi, Ascomycota, Pichiomycetes, Serinales, Debaryomycetaceae.
AUGGAACAUCUAGAAAUAUAUCUUCGAAACAUCCACUGUUCUGACUGUGAGCAGACGGUGCGUGGCAUUUUUGCAUCCCAUUAUCAGCUUCUAGACUUCCGACCUUCACUACCGCUUAGUCAACAGAUGUCAACCACUAGUGCAAUUUACCGCCAGAACCGCAAUCAGGUCGAUUUAUAUCGUUCCUCCCAUUCUCCUGGUGCUUCCUUUGAACAUAUCAUCAAGAAGAUCACCAAAAAGAUCAAACGAGCCGGGUUUGGUGUUCUCUCGUGGGAGAUAUCUGUUGAUGGGCAACUCCAACAGAGCUCUGUGGAUGAAGCUGACUCCGAAAAUGAGCCUUCUCUGAACCAAUUCAACCCCGUUCGGGGCUUGUACUCGAAGUACAAACAAAAGUCGUUCAAAAAGAGUCACAUCCAGAAUUGCCAAAAGUGUCGAGAUGAGCUUGAAUCCGAGAAAGAAAAACGGUCUGACUCCAGCUUGAACGGCUCAUUCACCACCGUGGUAGAAACUCAGCAGAAGGAGUAUAGAGUGGUGUUCUUUGUGGGUGGAAUGACGUGUGUCUCAUGUGCCAGUGCUGUAGGUGAGGCAUUGGGGAAGGCUUUCCAGGAACUUCAUAUCGAGUCCAAGCAUGAUGAACCAAGCUAUUCGGUCAAUUUGUUACAACACUCAGCAGUUGCAAUUGUCCCCAAUAAACAGGUGAUAAAUUCUUUGGUCAACACCAUUUUGGACCUGGGUUUUGACUGUAAGAUCUUGGAAGUGCUUCCCGUGGAAAGAUCUAUAAACGUUAAGGUGACGGCCGCGAUAGGAGGAAUAACCUGUUCAGCCUGUGCUAUCUCCAUCGAGUCUGCAGUACAUGAAUUACCCUUUGUAUUGGACUCUAAUAUCAACACUAUCACCAAAACAGGUAUGUUUGUUAUGGAUGAUUCGGACCUGAACCUUGAACUGUUGAAGACCACGGUUGAAGACUGUGGGUUUGACUUUGAGGUGUUGAAUGUCACCAAAAUCAACUACGUCCUGGGUAAAAAGCAGUCGAGAACAGUAAACUUGGAAGUGGAAGGGAUGUUUUGUGUUCAUUGUCCUGAAUUAGUGUAUGACUACUUGAGUAGCUAUGGGGAAGUCAUCCUGGUUGAAGAUGAGCUUACUUUAUCACACCCAUUACUAAAAUUCACCUACAUCCCCAAUCAAGAAAAGGGUCUCAAUAUAAGAAAAAUUAUCAAGGAUCUAAACCAUUUGAGACUGACAGACGGUGAUGAGGCUUAUACUAUCGACUACUCCAAGCAAGGACCUUUUACUUGCAAUUUCAUAGAACCUGUAUCAAUGGAUGAGCAUCUCCGUGAAUUGGCUAAAAAAGAUGUCAAAACCAUAGCACUCCGUCUUUUUCUUGCUGCAGUGGUUGCCAUUCCUACAUUUGUGUUUGGUGUUGUGGCAAUGCUGUUGCUUCCCAAACAUCAUGCAUUCCGAGUGUGGAUUGAAAAACCAUUAUGGACCGGUAAUGUUUCCAGGUCCACAUGGAUUUUAUUCUUCUUGAGUACCCCCGUCUAUUUUUUUGCAGCCGACUUGUUCCAUAGAAAAGCCAUCGUGGAAGUCAGAUCACUUUGGAUGCACAAAAACUCCUUCAAGAGAAGGCUCUUCAAGUUUGGAUCAAUGAACUUAUUGAUGUGUCUAGGAACUACUAUUGCGUAUGUUAGUAGUAUUGUUCUUUUGAUACUUAGUUCUCAACAAAGCUCGGAAUCAAUGGAUGCACUUCAUACUACUUAUUUCGAUUCUGUGGUGUUUUUGACGUUCUUUUUGUUGAUAGGAAGAUUGUUGGAAGGUGCUUCUAAGAGUAAGACUGCCGAAGCCAUUUCAGGCUUGAACAAGUUCAAGGUUUCUAGUGCCACAUUAGUUGAUCGAGUUCCAAGUGGAAAUAAUGAGUACAAAUAUGAAAACGACCAAACCAUAGACAUCAAGUUCUUGGAGGUGGAAGACUAUAUUCGUAUCGCCACGGGGGAGUCACCUCCUGUAGACUGUGUGAUUGUUGAAAACUCAGCUGAGUUUGACGAGUCGGCUUUGACUGGAGAGUCUAAACCCGUCAAACAUUCACCGGGGAAUCAGGUGUUUAGUGGAACAGUCAAUGUGAGUAACCAAGCUGUCAUUGCCAAAAUUUUGAGUCUUCAGAGUGAUUCGUUAAUCGAUCAGAUUCUCAAUACUGUUCGUGAAGGCCAAAUGAGAAAGGCCCCCAUAGAGAGAACAGCAGAUGCGCUUACGGGUUACUUUGUGCCAAUUAUUGUAUUCAUUGGAAUCUUGGUGUUUAUUAUAUGGUUGAUACUAAGCUAUUCAGGGGCAUUGCCUGACUCCUACUUGGAUGUUGAUAUUGGUGGUUGGUUCAUGUGGUCUUUACAGUUUGCCAUAGCAGUGUUUGUGAUAGCAUGUCCCUGUGGAAUUGGCCUUGCGGCUCCGACAGCUCUUUUUGUAGGGUCAGGUUUAGCAGCCAAGAAUGGGAUCUUAGUUAAAGGUGGAGGAGCUGCUUUCCAAGAUGCUGCCAACACCAAAGUGGUGUGCUUCGACAAGACAGGAACCUUAACCUAUGGCGAGAUCAAAGUCACCGACCAUCAGUUUUGUACAGAUGAUGAACAGAUGCAGCUGGUAGCAGUGCAAUUGGCAAGGGACUUGGAAUUGAGUUCUAAACACCCACUCGCUCAAGCCAUUAAAUCUUUCACUAGUCAAUUUGCACUAACUAGCAACAAAAUUCCAGCGGUGGAAACAGUUCCUGGAAAAGGUUUAAAAGGUUCCAUUGUCGCUGGAGACACCGAUGGGUUUUGGAAUGGCCUCACAGGCAAUGUGGCCAUUCUCGGAAACGAAGCACUCAUUGAUGAUUAUAAUGUCGAUAUUUCAGAUGAACAAAAGAGCAUCCUUGAAGAAUGGAAGUCUGAGAAGAAGUCUGUGAUACUAGUGGCGUUACUUUCUGAACAUAAAAAUCAGUUGUUAGUGAUGUUUGCCUGUCGUGACCAGAUCAGACAUGAGUCCAAAGACAUCAUCGACCAUCUUCAGAAUCAACUUGGAAUCGAGUGCUGGAUGAUCACUGGUGAUAACUGUGUCACAGCCCAGGCCAUUGGAUCCGAGCUUGGAUUAGACCUGGAGCACAUUGUGUCGGGGGUGUUACCGGAUGAAAAGCAAAUGCAUAUCAAGAGAAUCAAAGGUCUCAGAAACACGGUUAUAGCAAUGGUGGGAGACGGAAUCAACGAUGCCCCAGCAUUGGCAGCCGCAGACAUCGGAGUCGCCCUUGCCAGUGGUGCCGAUAUUGCUGUGACUUCAAGUGACUUUAUCCUUCUCAAUAAACUGCACCCAUUGACGACACUUGUCACCCUCUUUGACUUGUCUACCAAGGUUUUGAAUCGAGUCAAGUUCAACUUUGCGUGGGCAUUGGUGUACAACAUGAUAGGAAUCCCAAUUGCAGCUGGGGUGAUCUACCCGUACCAUAAUUCCCGGUUGAGCCCUGUAUGGGCCAGUGCGGCCAUGGCAGCGUCACUGGUGAGUGUGGUGUUGAGCAGUUUGGCCCUCAACUGGUAUCGUCCCAUCGUCCCCAAGGAACAACCAAAGCAAGCACCAGAGCAUAUUUGA